AUGAUGCGGCAAAGCUUGCAAACGACCCUCAAACGAUACCCCGUUCUUCAUCAAAUACGGCACUCGGCAACCACUUCUACUACUACUACUGCUAUUGCACCCAAACAAUCCUUAAGGCGACAAGCAUGGAACACUGUCAAAGCACGUCCCAUUGAAUAUGCGUCCAUACCUUGUGUGGCGGCCUUUGUCGGAAUCACAACCAAUUGGAUGGGAGUCAAAAUGCUCUUUUACCCCAUAAACUAUUUUGGUAUCGACUAUCACCGAUGGCCCAACACACCCUAUGGAUUAUUUGGAUGGCAGGGAGUCGUCCCCACCAAAACGGCCACCAUGGCCCAACGACUCGUCGAUAUCGUUACCUCCAAAUUGCUAUCUUUGGAAGAAGCCUUUGGACGAUUGGAUCCCAAUGAACUUUCGAGACUCCUGUUGCCCGCCGUGGAAGAAAGCGUCCGGAAGGAUUGUGGCCAAGCCUGGGCGACCGUACUGAAACCUGUCUUGCCUUUGUUGUUGCCAAUUUUAUUGAAGGAGUUAAAUGUGGAAAUUGAUCAAAUUUUGAAUUUGAACAAUGUCGUACUCGCUGCCUUUGUGCGGGACAAGGAAGUUUUAGUGGAUUUGUUCCAAAAGGUCGGCCGUGUCGAGCUGGAGUUUUUGGUCAAUUCGGGAUUUGGAUUUGGCUUUGUCUUGGGACUCGCCCAAAUGGGUGCCUGGGCGGUCAAACCUGCCUUUUGGACCUUGCCCGUCGCCGGUGCCUUGGUCGGCUACGUUACCAAUUGGAUUGCCAUCAAAUUGCUCUUUGAACCAGCCGAACCAGUCAGUAUCGGGGGUCUCUUUAUCCUCCAGGGCUUGUUUGAAAGUCGGCAGGUGGAAGUCUCGGACGAGUUUGGGAAUUUCAUGAACCGGCGGGUACUGAACUCGCAAAGCUUGCUGCGCGAUCUGGCAGAAGGUGAGGGAGAAGGAGAUUUGUUCAAAUUCAUGAGGCGACACCUGCCAUAUCCAAUCCCGGAACACAUUUUGUUGGCAGCCGUGGCAGCGAUUGAUGACAUUGCCAAGAAUCCUAAAAAGUAUCCAGAAGUACAUGCUUAUGUUACGCAACAAUUGGACAUUGAAAGGACCCUGGCAAGGCGGUUAAAGAAACUAUCUCCAACUGAAUUUGAGGAUUUGCUUCAUCCCGUCUUUCAAGAAGACGAAGCUAUUUUGAUUGCCACGGGUGGAGUGCUUGGGUUGGUCGCAGGUGCCUUGCAAACCAGACUGGGAUGGGGUGGAGCAGGAGCCGCGAAGAAAGCGCUGGCAACAAUUGUGUUUACGUUAGCAUCGUCUUUGGGAUUUUACGCCCAUCAAAAGUACGAAGAAGUCACAGACGAGCCUCUGGUAUCGACGGAACGACCGCACUUGCAUCGCCAUGAAUCGAUUAUCCGAACCACCUUUGAUGUUCCAUUUGAACUUCCGCCCCACCUUUGA
This is a messenger RNA of Cylindrotheca closterium, 1455 nucleotides long. NCBI's taxonomy places the organism in Eukaryota, Bacillariophyta, Bacillariophyceae, Bacillariales, Bacillariaceae. The record is from the annotation of a GenBank genome assembly.